AUGGCCGCUGCUAUAUCUCAACCAUCGAGCUCCCAUCUCUCCCACUUCUCAAGGAAGCAGCACCUCGCCCAGACCUUCGAAGCCUACCGAGCCGAGCUCGACGAUGAAAAUGCUCUCAGAGAAUCAUUGAUAAUCCUCUCCCGCUCCAUCACCCAGCUCUCCAAGAAACUCAUCUUCCACCUUCACCGCGGUGCCACCCUGCCCACCUCUGCCCAGCGUCAGAAGAAUCUCGAACAAGGCAAAGGUAAGGAGAGAGAGAUUGCGCUGCUUUUUGGGCAGAUCAGAGAUAAGCUGCGGGAGGCGAAUAAGCGAAAGGAUGGAUGGGAGUGGGGUUUCUGGAAGUGGAGAAAGUCUGUUACACCUGGACUAGAAGAGUACAUCGAAGGUCUCUCUUUCAUGUGGUAUCUCGAACACGGCAGCCUCGUCUCUCUCGAAGAUGUCCAAAAGGCCGUGUCUGAUGAGAACGGCCAGCCGUACCUCGUCGUCACACCAGAAGACUACAUCCUCGGUAUGUCUGACCUCACCGGCGAGCUCAUGCGAUACGCCACCAACGCUCUGGGUACUGGCGACCACGAAACACCGUUAGCAGUCUGCGACUUCGUCCGAACAGUCAAAACCCACUUUGACGCCAUCAACCCCGACUCUCUCAGGCAACUCUCAAAGAAACAAGACGAGACCCAACGCUCCUUGGAGAAGAUCGAGAAAGUCUGCUACGCCCUCCGCCUUCGACUUAUUGAAUUUGCCGACCGGCCUGAUAUCCUCGCGCAGAUGGCAAAGAGGGCGUUGGAUGAUGUUGCUGAUAAGGGUGGGAGUGGACCUGCUGCUGAGUAA
Messenger RNA from Cryptococcus wingfieldii CBS 7118, 831 nucleotides. RefSeq lists its product as hypothetical. NCBI's taxonomy places the organism in Eukaryota, Fungi, Basidiomycota, Tremellomycetes, Tremellales, Cryptococcaceae. The transcript is spliced from 8 exons. The record is from RefSeq and is a predicted model, not a curated record. Gene Ontology annotation, molecular function: RNA binding; RNA endonuclease activity; sequence-specific DNA binding. Gene Ontology annotation, cellular component: nucleus; cytoplasm. The coding region runs from base 1 to 831 and encodes 276 amino acids.